This is a messenger RNA of Exophiala spinifera, 816 nucleotides long. RefSeq lists its product as uncharacterized. Lineage: Eukaryota; Fungi; Ascomycota; Eurotiomycetes; Chaetothyriales; Herpotrichiellaceae. The transcript has a single exon. The coding region runs from base 1 to 816 and encodes 271 amino acids. The record is from RefSeq and is a predicted model, not a curated record.
AUGACAGAAUCCGAUCUCAAACAACAGGACACAUUCGAACAGACCUCAUCAAUGGAGAAUACCACAAUGACAUCCGCAGAAGGUGGCAAUGCAGACACCGACGCAGCCGCGGAGUUGGACAAGCAAUCUCAAUCUCAAGCUCAGCCAACCUCCGCCGAAUGCAGUCGACCAGAAGCUCCAUCAGAGUCUGAACCUGUACCACCGACAUCACGCGGCAUGGUUAUCUUCGGCCCGUCUUUUCCCGACCUCCCUGCUCCUCCUCGUCCUGCAAGCCUUUUCAGCCUCCCAGCGGACGUGGUGUGCUCCAUCGCCGGCCACCUCGAGUACCCGGACGUCGUCUCGCUCCAGCAGAGCGACGACGGGCUCGCCGAGGCUCUGGCCACGCACUCGAACUCCUCCGACCGAUCCUCGUGGAUCGAGUCGCGCGUGCACCUCGGCCUCCCCGUCCCCACCGGCCAACCAGACUUCAAGACCGACGCGGCCUUCCUGUCCAACCGCAAGCUCCGGGGCUUCGUGGCCGCCCGCGCUGACCACGGCGAGUGCCUGUCCCAAGACGACCGGAGUGUCGCCCGCAGCCUCGCCCGCAUGCGCCACGGCAAUCGCAAGGGCACCAACCUGUGCUUCAUCACGGGUGGGCCGUGCGUUGCCGUCCUCGAACGACGCCACCGCCUCCAUGUCCUCAAUCGUCGUCGUCAACGCGGCGCGGGCCCAACGGUGGUCGACAAGGUGUGGUGGGGGGUCCGACUGUGCGUGGCAGUCCCGUUGUGUCUGGUGCUGUUGUGGGUGGCCUACCAAAUUCACAUGUUGUUGUUUUAG